AAUCCGCCAUUAAUAGCCAAAAAAAAACCCUGUAGUUUGGAGAAAAAGGAAAACAAGAGACAAAGCUUGGGGACGAAGACUAGGAUUCCAGUAGCGGUAUCUCCGCACUCACUUCUUCCCCUCUCCUUCCUUCAUCGGGGCUCCCUCAGAUCUGGAUCACCGUAGAAUCGGCUAAGAGCAGGAAGCAAUCGAGCAAUGGAGUGCUGGGAUCGGAUGAUUUUCCCUCUAAAACGCGUUUGGAUCGGCGUCGCUGCUCGCCUCAGCUUACAGAAGACGGGGCCGAGAAAACUGAGGCAGGAGGUGAGCACGUGCGAAUACGAGGACGUUCAUGUGAUGUGGGAGAUGCUGCGGAGGACUGAUCGGGAGAUCGCCCGCUGUCCGCCGUUGAGCCGUCGGCGGGAUCUGAUCAAGCGUCGCCGCUGGAUCGUAUUCGAUUGGGUACCCUACAAUCUCUGCGCUAGAUUUUGAUCACCUUCUUCGGAAAUCGCCCCAAACGCUGAUGAGGAUUAAUUAAUUCAUCACGGGUCGUUUUUCCACCUUCGAUUUGUCUUCUUCUUCUUCAUCUUCUUCUGCUUCUCUCUCCGCGGAUUUGAUGCACUUUGACACUUCUCGAGUGCUGUGUUGUGUAAUUUGCUGCAUAAAACAGAGGAAAAUUCGGUUUGAUGCGAUCACCGACGAAAGAGAAAACACAUAAAUAAGUCAUGUUUUGUUCGUGAUCAAGUAAUAAAAAUCGUGAUUUGUCUUAAUACGUGUUGAAAUUUAAUUAAUCAAUUAAAUAUGUGGCAAAAUGAUAAUAAUAAUUAAGCAGCUAUG
Molecule: messenger RNA, 813 nt
Organism: Phalaenopsis equestris
Lineage: Eukaryota; Viridiplantae; Streptophyta; Magnoliopsida; Asparagales; Orchidaceae
Exons: 2
Coding region: 196-468 (90 amino acids)
Source: RefSeq, a predicted model, not a curated record